Corythoichthys intestinalis (scribbled pipefish) is the source of this 5355-nucleotide messenger RNA. It is a transcript of the gene grk5l, whose product is annotated as G protein-coupled receptor kinase 5 like. Gene Ontology annotation, cellular component: cytoplasm. The coding region runs from base 451 to 2205 and encodes 584 amino acids. The record is from RefSeq and is a predicted model, not a curated record. Gene Ontology annotation, molecular function: G protein-coupled receptor kinase activity; ATP binding. Lineage: Eukaryota; Metazoa; Chordata; Actinopteri; Syngnathiformes; Syngnathidae. The transcript has 16 exons. Gene Ontology annotation, biological process: protein phosphorylation; regulation of signal transduction; signal transduction.
GCCCAUUUUUGAUGACGUACCAGCAAGGCAGAGGGGCGCGCUGACGUCCUCUAUGGUGCACUCAGCCAACCUUUGCCUGAAACGGGAAGCUUUCGGUGUCCCGCCGUGAAGAAUCCACCAAGGGGAGCCGCUUUGUCAACACAUGCGACUCUUGUGUGGUUCUUCGAUGCUUUGGAGAUUUUCUGUAGCCAAAUCAUGCACCGGACGGUUUUGCGGUAGUAGAAAUGCAGCGGCGCACUUUCAUCCCGCAAGAACCAUGCUCGUGUACCGCAAGCAGCCCUAUGACACCCUCUUUUAUCUCAUACGACUUUGUCAUGAGUGAAAUUUGCUGGGGAGCAAACGAGGAGUAAGGACGCUAUCACACGAGUCUAAAGGACGGUGGUUUCACUGCAGACGUUUGUGUACCGUGAACCUCUGGAUUCGGGAUUUUUAAAUUAAUUUAUUUUUUUGAUGGAGCUGGAGAAUAUUGUGGCCAACACUGUACUGCUUAAAGCCAGGGAAGGUGGAGGAGGCAAGCGGAAAGGGAGGAGCAAAAAAUGGAAGGAGAUCCUUCGCUUCCCCCACAUAAGUCAGUGCACUGAGCUGGGCAACAGCAUCGAGAAGGACUAUGUCAGCAUCUGUGAGAAACAGCCAAUUGGAAAGCAGCUCUUCCGUCUUUACUGUGAGACCAGACCAAAACUGCAACGCUGCAUUCAGCUACUGGAUGCAAUGGAAGAUUACGAGGUGACGCCUGAUGAAAAAAGAAAAAGCAGAGGGGACCAGAUUAUCAAGACCUUUCUUUCCAAACAAUCACCGCAACGUGUGGACAUUGCAGAGGUCUUUGCAGAUCAGUGCCGAGAGAACCUUGAACUCAGCCCAUGUAAGGAGAUCUUCAGCAACUGCCGAAAAGCUGUCCACGACUACCUGAGCGGGGCUCCAUUUGCAGACUUUGAGAACAGCAUGUACUUUGACCGCUUCCUGCAGUGGAAGAUGCUGGAGAGGCAACCAAUCACUAAAGACACUUUCAGACAAUACCGAGUGCUGGGCAAAGGAGGUUUUGGAGAGGUGUGCGCCUGUCAGGUUCGAGCUACAGGAAAAAUGUACGCCUGCAAGAAGCUAGAGAAAAAGAGAAUAAAGAAGAGGAAAGGAGAGUCAAUGGCGCUCAAUGAAAAGCAGAUCUUGGAGAAAGUUAACAGCAGAUUUGUUGUGAGUUUAGCAUAUGCCUAUGAGACCAAAGACGCUCUCUGUCUGGUGCUGACCAUCAUGAAUGGUGGAGACCUGAAGUUUCACAUUUACAACAUGGGCACGCCAGGUUUUGACAAAGACAGGGUCCAGUUUUAUGCAGCUCAAAUCUGUUGUGGUCUCAAACACCUCCAUAGGGAAUCCAUUGUCUACAGAGAUUUGAAACCAGAGAACAUCCUACUUGAUGACAAUGGACACAUCCGCAUUUCCGACCUGGGUCUUGCCAUUAAAGUGCCUGAAGGGGAGUUGAUCAGAGGAAGGGUGGGCACAGUGGGCUACAUGGCUCCAGAAGUGAUCAACAAUGAAAAGUAUGGAAUGAGUCCUGAUUGGUGGGGGUUGGGCUGCCUCGUAUACGAGAUGACCGCCGGGCGAUCGCCCUUCCGUGCCCGCAAAGAGCGAGUGAAGCGGGAGGAGGUGGAAAGGAGGGUGCAAGAGGAAGAAGAAGAGUACAAUGACAAGUUCACAGAGGACACCAAGGAAAUCUGUAGAAGGCUGCUCACCAAAGACCCAAAGCAGAGGCUCGGGUGCCAGGCGGACAGAGCAGCAGACGUCAAAGCUCACUCUUUCUUCAAAAAUAUCAACUUCAAGAGGCUAGAAGCUGGAAUAGUUGAGCCUCCUUUUGUGCCGGAUCCUCGGGCAGUCUACUGCAAAGAUGUGUUGGACAUCGAGCAGUUCUCCACAGUCAAGGGAGUAAAUUUGGACCAAACUGACAAUGACUUCUACUCCAAAUUUGCAACAGGCAGUGUUUCCAUCCCAUGGCAGAAUGAGAUGAUAGAAACGGAGUGUUUCAGAGAUCUGAAUGUGUUUGGCCCUCAAGGGAUGAGACCCCCGGACCUCGACUGGAGUCAACCUCCGGAACCCCCAAGACGCAGCCUGCUGGACAGGAUCUUCAGGAGGCACCACCCAGAAGUGUCCAUUUCCCACAGCCGUGUGCAGUCUUCCAGCGUGAACUCUGUGGACUCUAUGUCUAACUCUGCCCCCUAGUGGUGCGGUGACGGCGUGGGAGACAAAGGGAUGACGCCCUGAGUUUUUUUUUACCCGCUGCUAAUUAGUCCACAGCUGGGUCCUGAGACUGUCUGAAGUCUCAUGGGUCAACCCAUUAGGUGAGGUUGACCUGGCCCAGGUAUGCGGCCAGGUUUUUUGGGGGGGUUGGGGGUGGGCAGAGACAUUUUGAGAAGUACUUUGGACAAGCUCUCUUACCCUCAGGAACGUUGGACUACAGAACAGAGCCACUUGUAUCGAUGAAAGGAUAGUAACUAAGCUAAUAUUUUUUUCAGGGCAUCCAUUGUAUUAUAACAACCCACCACAAGGAAUAGGGAAGUGGGUCCCUUGAUGUUUGAUUUUCCAAAAAUACUCUUUGACUUCCUGGCCUGUACCAAUAGUUACCCAUCUCCAGUGUCAACAUCUGUGUAUCACUGAUAGUCUCUUCUCUGUAUUUCCCACCUGUGUUACCUCACAUUACUCCUUAGCAUUCAGAACAGACCGCCUCGUCUACAACCUCAGCUCAUGUGAAGCAUCGCCUCGUGUUCACUCAGGCCAAAGAUUACAGAUCAGUUGCGUGAUGUUGAUUUUGUGGUCUGAACUCUGAAGUUGUCAUUUCAAUCAUGUGGGGUCACUAUGUGAGCUGUUAGCUCUGUAUAAAACACACUUUUUCUAUACGUGAACCUGCAGGCAUAUCAUAUAGCUCGCAUACAAACACAUCCGUUACAGCAUUGUGAGAUUCGUGGUGUGUUGUCAUUGCAUGGACAAGUGUAUGUAUGGACAGCUGUAUCCCUCUGCUUUUGCAUACCUCAUUCCACUGAUGUUAUUGUAUACCAUACAGCACAGGUAUCUCCCUCAGUUUACAGUGUCACUUUAGAGGACAUUAUGUGACAAAUAUACUCUUUAGAAUUAGAAAAUAUGAGGGGUUUUGCCACCCUGUGAUGUGGAGAGGAACACAUGCACUCAGCCUGACGUAGAAGUUGCACAAUUUAAAAUAAUGUCAUGCUGUUUUACCUCUCAAGGCACAUCAUUGCAUGGGUAACACCAUGCACUGCAUCUUUUCUACGGUUUAGUUACAGCAUCUGAAAAUUUUAAGUGUUCUUGUUCCCUUUAUGCCUUUUACAUUUCAAUAAUAUUGCUGCCUCACUUUUACAUGUACUGGUUUUUGUAUUUUUAAUGCCUCGUCUUGUCUAAAGGCUUUUCAUCUUGUUAUAUUUCUGAGAAUCAACAAGGAUAUAAACUGAAUGGUUGGUCUUAUCUACAUUUUAUUUAUCUGGUCCACUUCAUUUAUGUCUGGGAGAGGACAAAGCCGGAAAAAAACGAAAUAUAAUAUUAAAAAAAAAAAACAGUGGCCUUCCUGCAGCAGCACAGCCAAUUAAGAAGGACGAAUCACUUGGCCUUUUUCCUUCCCAAGAACAUUAUUUUGCUAUUUUGGGAGAUACAUUUAGUAAUUUAAUCCCCCAGUUCUCCAAGUUUGAUCCCUAAGUCCCUAUACCUGUGUACUUGAUAUGAAAAAAAAAAAUUCUGAAUCAGACUGAAGUGCCUCCCUGUUUGCAUGACCUCCCAGACAAUGCCCACACAGACAUACGCACUUGUGUGAUCUAUGACUGUCUGUCUUUUUGUGUCAUUGAGAACACAUUAAUACAAAUAACAAGAAGUGAGGAAUGGCUGUGGGAGGGUUGCUGGGUGCAUGUGAAAGCCAAACCCACUGUGUCUUUCAAGUCCUAAUAAACUUUGUGCUUUCGUUUGAGUUACUUGUUUUUGUCUCAUAAUGUUAAAAUCUAAGUAGAAUUAUUAAGAGAGCUGUUCAAAUACCAAUUCUAAUUCAUCCAGGAAGGAGAAUGCCCUCAUUAACAUGCCAUAUUUUUUAUUAGUGUCUUGUUUUGACUGAUGCAUAUAAUAUGGUUUUUGAAGAGGAAAAACGCCCACCCCACUAUGAAGCAACUGCACUUACGCCAAACCAAAUGCUGUAACAAAAUUAAUGAUAGACUGGGCAAGGUGACAAGGAAGAGGAAAGUCUGGAAUAACCUGCCCAAUUUCUUUCUUUUUUUUUUUAAUUUUAACUUUAAUGCAUAAGAUAGGUAAAAAUCAGUGCAUCGCCUUUUAAUUGAAAAAAAAAAUGUUUUUUUAAAACAGCGUUUUUCAGAGGUGAGCGAACUCCACCAAAUAGAACAGCUUGGAAAAUGACCUUGACAUUUUCCCAUAGCAAAUUGUCUUGCAAACCUGAAAAAGGACAAAGAAUUUAAAGAAAGGAAGGUCACUUUUAAGAUGUUGGCCCCGUGGCCCUAUCCCGGAAAAAUAAGAUGAAGAUAUGUGAAUACAAGUUAUUUGAGUGGAAUCAAACAACUUCAUGUAUGAUUAACUGUAUAAUAUUGAUCAUGCUCAUCUAAAAAUAGUUCUGCAUACAGUGGUAUGAAAAUGUAUCUGAACCUUUUGGAAUUGCUCACAUUUCUGCAUAAAAUCACCAUCAAACGAAAGUGAAAAUACAGUGUCUGCUUUGAUUAAAACCACCCAAACAAGUUUUCAUAUUUUAAUGAGGAUAGCAUGCAAUCGCUUUGGCAUUGUGUGCAGAGGACCACAGAUCUGGAAUGAACUGGACGAAACACUUAAAAUGUCACACUCCAUCUCUAUUUUUAAGAAAAAACUGAAAACUCAUCUCCUUGCUAUGUAUGCUUAAUAUGCUGUCUUUGAAUAACAUUCCUAAGGUAUCACAUGUCAAAUCCGAUGUAAUCAGAAUUUUGAAAUUUCCAAUAGUUAAUUGUAAGUAUGUGUAUGGAUGUGUGUAUGUGUGUGUUGUUUGACUGGGCCCCUACUAAAACCUUUAAAUAGCUUAUUCGGAGUGUCCCUUUCAUGCAUCUUGUCAGAUGAACUGCUUGUAUAUAUGACCAUGUUCUUGUGUGUACCAUGAUACGAUAUGUGAAUAAACUAAACUAAAAAAAAAAAAAAAAAAUGCAAACAAUGACAGAAGGGCGAAGAAUAAGUAAGUGAACCCUCUGCCUAAGAAGACUUAAAGAGCAAUUGAAACCAAUUCUUACCAAACAUUUUAAGUCAGGUGUGUGCCCAAUCAAUGAUGAGUGGUUUAGAGCUGCCCUGCCCACUAUAAAACACAAACUUCUUAAGAAAUUUCUUGAUGAGAAGCAUUGUCUGAUGUGC